UCGGCUGUUGGAUUUUCCAAGGUGCCAACUCUCAGAUGCUCAUUCGCUUCCCCCGGGCCCCCAUCGGCGGCUGGCGGCUCCCUCGGCGGGAGGGGGGGGGCUUGAGUCUCCGGACCGUCGACCAGCCAGGGGGCGGCUGCCCCGCUCCGCCCGGGGGCCCCCUCCGAUCGCCCUGCGGUUCUGCGGACACCCCGCGGCGCCCGCCCCCGCCGCCUGCUCCAAGCCGCUGGGGGCGCGGAAUUGGCCCCGCUAAAGCGAGCCCCGCGGGCUGCGGCGGGAGGUGUCCCGGCUUCGGAGCCUGGCCGCCGGCAUGGCCGGUUCCUGACGGGUGGCACCUGCCGGAGGAAGAGGACGCAUGGGGGAGGCCGUGCGCCACGGGGCCCGGAGCUGUGCCAGAGCCAGGAGCCCCCCGCGGGGUCGGCCGCUCCGAGGCUGCCUGGGCGCCGCUCAGCGGGGGCUGCUCUGAGCCCUGCGCCCUGCGCUCUGCGCUGCGCGGCCGGGCCUCCAGUGGCGGCGGCCGGAGGGGGAUGCCCGGACUUGCGCGCCUUUCCUGCGCUCGCCGCCUCCCAGCUGCCCGGGCUGCGCGGAGCGGCCGGGCCGGGGAAUCGACGCCCCGCUAGGGGCUCUCGCCGCAGCCGGCCCGGUGGGCGCGAAGGGGAGGCGCGCCGGGCGCAGAUGCGGGGCGCUGCGGCCGGCGCGGUCCGCUCCCCCGGGCACUCAUGAGCAGAGGGGCCAGUCUGCAGCGGAGAACCACCUACCUGAUCUCCCUGACCCUGGUCAAGCUCGAGUCCGUGCAGCCGCCGGAGGAGCAGGCCAAGGCGGGGGCGGAAGAUGGAGCCCCCCAGCCCGGCUCCAGCCCGGCCACCCCCGGCCUCUCCGGGGUGACGGCGCGCCGGGAGGGCGAGGGGUCCCGGGCGGAGGAAAGCGCCAAGAGCAAGCGCCAGGAGCGGAGCUUCCACCGGCAGGAUGCGUUAUGGAUCAGCACCAGCAGCUCCGGCCCGGGGGACUAUUUCCUGCAGCUGUCGCCCAGCAGCCCCCGGACCCCGGUGCCCUCGCCCUCCCCGUCCCCGGAGAGCGCCGGCCGGCUGCUCGCCCUCUGGGCCGGCCCGGGGCUGCCCUCGCCCAGUGCCAGCACCCCCGGCCCGGGGGCCCCGGCUGAAGACCCCAGAGCUCCGGAUCCCAAAGCGGACGCUCCUCUGACCCUGACGCCGCCGGCGGUGCCCCCCAAGCCGGGCACUGCUCUGCACCCGGCAGCCCCAGCUGUGCCCCCCAAGCCGGACACUGCACUGCAUCCAGCUGUGCCCCCCAAGUCGGACACUGCACUGCACCCAGCUGUGCCCCCCAAGCCGGACACGGCACUGCACCCAGCUGUGCCCCCUAAGUCGGACACUGCACUGCACCCAGCUGUGCCCCCUAAGUCGGACACUGCACUGCACCCAGCUGUGCCCCCUAAGCCGGACACUGCACUGCACCCAGCUGUGCCCCCCAAGCCGGACACUGCACUGCAUCCAGCUGUGCCCCCCAAGCCGGACGCCGCACUGCUCCCAGCUGCCCCACUUGUGCCCCCAAAGCCAGAAGCCAUUGUGGCCCCAGCGGCUCCGGGGGUGAAUGAGACCCUGGAGGUGCCAGGCGAGCGGAGCCAGACCCCCAGGGAAGGUUUGCCGCCCCUCACCACCAGCUGCUCCUCCAGUGCGGCGGCUCCAGGCCGGAGGCUGCUGCUAAGCCAUGCCAGCUGGGGCUGCCCCGACGUGCGGGAGCCCGGAGCACCGGAGGGCGGCGGUGCCGGCCGAGCCGGGGGCUCCUCGUUCUCCUCCCCUCUGGGCCCUGGCGCCUCCUCGCCUCACCCAGCGGCCGGGAGCCGGCGCCUCCGGCUGGCCAGCAACAAGCCUUUCAAAACGGUGACCACCAGCGGCGUCAAGAUGGGCUCCGAGCCCAAGGCGGGCAAAGGCGCCCACAAGGGGGGCCCAGGCAACCGGCUGUCGUGGCCGGAGAGCGAGGCGAAGGGCCGCAUGAAAGGGGGCCCCAAAGGCGGCGGGGAGGCGGCCCCCCGGACCACCGCCAGGGCGAAGCUGUCGCCGCGCAAAGGCAAGAGCAAGACCCUGGACAACAGCGACCUGCUCCUGGACGCCGAGGGCCCGGCGGCCUCGGCCUUCUGCCCCUCGGAGGCCGGCGUGGGGCUGAAGCGGGGCCGCGAGGGCGGCCGGGCCUCCACCCGGGACCGCAAGAUGCUCAAAUUCAUCAGCGGCAUCUUCACGAAGAGCCCGGCCUCCACCCCCACCCACCCCGGGCCCGGGUGGGGCCUGGGCAACCGGGAGCUGCUGAGCCCCGAGCGAGCCAAGGGGUCCUCACCCAAGGCCAUAGCAAACAGCCAGGAAUGGACCCUCAGCCGCUCCAUCCCGGAGCUCAGACUGGGCGUCCUGGGGAGCAUCAAGAGCGGGAAGUCGGCCCUCGUCCAUCGCUUCCUCACCGGCUCCUACCUGGGCCUGGAGCCAGCCGAGAGCGGACAGUUCAAGAAGGAAGUGGUGUUGGACGGGCAGAGUCACCUGUUACUGAUCCGAGAGGAAGGGGGUGCCCCGGACGUCAAGUUUGCCAGCUGGGUGGAUGCCGUGGUCUUUGUGUUCAGCCUGGAGAACGAAGACAGCUUCCAGGAGGUCUCCCAGUACUACAACCUCCUGAGCAGCUACCGCAACCCCUCGGAGGUGGCCGUGGCCCUGGUGGGCACGCAGGACAAGAUCAGCUCCACCAACCCCCGGGUGAUCGAGGACCCGCAGGCCCGGGCGCUCUGCAGCGACAUGAAACGCUGCCUCUACUACGAGACCUGCGCCACCUACGGCCUCAACGUCGACCGGGUCUUCAGUGAAGUCGCCCAGAAGGUCGUGACUCUGAAGAAGCAGCAGCAGCUCCUGGCCUCCUGCAAGUCCCUGCCCAGCACCCCCAGCCACUCGGCCGCCUCCACCCCCGUGGGCGGGAUCCACCCUGGGCAGGCCAGUAAUGGAGGCCACGCGAGCGAUUACUCCUCCUCCUUGCCGUCUACGCCCAACAUCAGCCACCGCGAGCUGCGGAGCGAAGGCUCGGUCGGGAUCGGCACCCCCAGCUCCCUGCACCGCGGGGCCAAGCGCCGCACCAGCCUCUUCACGAACCGCCGGGGGAGCGAUUCGGAGAAGAGGAGCUUGGACAGCAGAGGGGACAGCACGGGCAGCGGCCGCGCCAUCCCAAUCAAACAGAGCUUCUUGCUGAAACGUAGCGGCAAUUCCCUCAACAAGGAGUGGAAGAAGAAAUACGUGACCCUAUCCUGCAAUGGCCUCCUCUUCUACCACCCCAGCAUCAACGAUUACAUUCACAGCACCCACGGGAAGGUGAUGGACCUCCUGCGCACCACCGUCAAGGUGCCCGGCAAGCGCCCCCCCAGGGCCAUCUCUGCCUGCAGCCCCUCCUCCAGCAUCAACGGCCUGGUGCGGGACGUGAGCGGGGGGCAGGCGCCCGAGGGUGGCGCUAGCCUCUCCCCCGCGGUGCUGACCAUCCCGACAGAACAAGCGGCCAAGGCCUCGGGGAAGGCGGACCGGCCCCUCCAGCGUUGCGCUUCGGCAGCCAGCGCCAAGACCUCCGGCGGUGAGGGGUCCCCGGCCGGAGAAGGGGUGUCCAGCCCCAGUCCCAGCCCCGGAGGCAAAGACCCGCCUCCUUCGCCCAUGAUUGACAGGAAGAAGCAUCGCCGGAAGAAGCUGAUGACCCCCUCGAAAACCGAGGGGUCGACGGGGCAGGCGGAAGCCAAGCGCAAAAUGUGGAAAUUAAAAACCUUUGGUAGUUUAAGAAAUAUUUAUAAAACAGAGGAGGAGAACUUCGAGUUCAUCAUUGUGUCGAGCACGGGCCAGACAUGGCACUUCGAGGCCGGCAGCUUCGAGGAGAGGGACGCCUGGGUCCAGGCGAUCGAAAGCCAGAUCCUGGCCAGCCUGCAGUGCUGCGAGAGCAGCAAAAACAAGGCCCGGAUGGACAGCCAGAGUGAAGCGGUAGCCAUCCAGGCCAUCCGGAACGCCAGAGGCAAUUCCCUGUGUGUGGACUGCGGGGCACCGAACCCCACCUGGGCCAGCCUGAACCUCGGGGCGCUGAUCUGCAUCGAGUGCUCGGGCAUUCACCGAAACCUGGGCACCCACCUGUCGCGGGUGCGCUCGCUGGACCUCGACGACUGGCCCCUGGAGCUCACCCUGGUGCUGACGUCCAUCGGCAACGAGACGGCCAACAGCAUCUGGGAGAAGAACACCCAGGGACGCCGGAAACCCACCUCCGAGUCGUCCCGGGAGGAGCGGGAGUCGUGGAUCCGGGCCAAGUACGAGCAGCGGCUGUUCCUGGCCCUGUUCCCCAGCCCCGAGAUCCCGCUGGGGCAGCAGCUGUUCCGGGCCGUGCAGGAGAAGGACCUGGGCACCGUGCUGCUGCUGCUGGCGCACAGCUCCAAGGAGCUGAUCAACACCUGCUCCGGGGACAAGGACCGGCGCACGGCCCUGCACUUGGCCUGCGACCUGCCCCAUGUGGUCAUCACCCAGCUGCUGGUCUGGUACGGCAUUGACGUGAAGGCCCGAGACGCGCUGGGCCACACGGCCCUUUUCUACGCCAGGCGAGCCGGGAGCCAGGAGUGCACCGAGAUCCUCCUGCAGCACGGCUGCCCCAGCGAGGGCCACGGCACCGUCGCCACGCCCGGCCUGCGCCGGAAAAGCAGCACCGCCAGCAUGGGACGGUGUGACACUCGGACCGCCCUGGUAUAGCCAGCCAGCCCCACUGGACUGCCCCGUGCGGGGCCUCGGGGCUCAGCCCAGAGCGGGGGGGAGACUGCCAACGCCUCGGCCCUCUGCAGAGCCCUCCCCAGCGGGCUGCGGCCUGCCUCGGGCCACCUGGACCGGGUGCGCCGGAGCCCGAGCCUGACGCAGGGCUGGAGGGGAAGGACGCGGGGGUGGCCAGGGGACAACUCCAGUGGCAGGCCCGUCCUGCGCGGGCCGUACCUGCCGGACGCUGAAGGGACGUUCGGCCCAACGGGCCCAGCUUUUCCGGGCACGGCUGGCGAGGCGGGUGCCCAGGUGAGGCCACCCCUGGGUGCUGGCUGGGCAGGACGCCGGGCGUCCCCAUCCUCCGGCCACUGUCGGACAAUUUGUAUUUUUGAUGCUCUAUUUAUUACUCAGCCCCUGCUGGUGGGGCCCGUCCUGUCCCUGUCUCCUCGGGGUCCCUGCUGCCCCUCCCUACUGCGCCAGCACAUCUUCCCGAGGCCUCCUGCGUGGCUGGGCAGGGGAUGGGAACACGCAGGACAAAGAGAGGCAGCUUUGUCAGAGCACAGGGCCGAGAGCCAGGACUCCUGGGUUCUGUCCCUGGCUCUGGGAGGGGAGUGGGGUCUAGUGGUCAGAGCACAGGGCCGGGAGCCAGGACUCCUGGGUUCUGUCCCUGGCUCUUGGAGGGAAGUGGGGGGUCUAGUGGUCAGAGCACAGGGCCGAGAGCCAGGACUCCUGGGUUCUGUUCCCAGGUCUGUCACUGACUUGCCCUGUGACCCCCGCGGGCCGCACCCUCCCGUCCUUCCAAUGGGGUUUAAGGACACGGCCGGGGUGGGGAGGGAUCCUUCGUUCCUGUCCGUAAUGAGCUUUGACGGUGAAACGUGCUCAGUGUUGUGCCAAGGUGUUUGGGUUCCCAGCCUGCCCCUGGAUAGACAAGGCCCUGCAGCAAGGGGAGAGGGCUGACGUUAGCAGGGGUGGGGGUGAUGGGCCCCCCCCACCCCCAAUCCAGCUGCCAAAGCCCUGAACCUCCAGUCCCUGUGCGCCCCCUCCCAUUCCAUGAAGGGGGGGAGGGGAAGCAGUUCAUCCCGUUCCCCUGCUCUCUGUCUCCACCAUGGCGGGGGCGGGGGGAGGGGAACACAGCUGUGCCCCCACCCCAUGCGGCUGGGGGCUCCCAACUAGGUGCACUGGCCCUGCGCAGACAGCAGAGGGCGACAGUCUCCUUGCUACCAUUUUGUGAGGCGCGUGGGAGUGGGGCCCUCAGCCAGCCCCUUGCGGCGUGUGGGGCUGGACGCCGGGGUUCCACUGGAGUUUCUGGGAGGGGAGUGGGGGCUGAUGG
Molecule: messenger RNA, 6084 nt
Organism: Chrysemys picta bellii (western painted turtle)
Lineage: Eukaryota; Metazoa; Chordata; Testudines; Emydidae
Gene: AGAP2
Product: ArfGAP with GTPase domain, ankyrin repeat and PH domain 2
Biological process (GO): negative regulation of neuron apoptotic process; activation of GTPase activity
Cellular component (GO): nucleus
Molecular function (GO): GTPase activity; protein binding; GTPase activator activity
Source: RefSeq, a predicted model, not a curated record